GUACCUGCGAGCCAACGGCCUUCCGAACAUGAAAAGUUUUGCAGCUUUCGCGCUGUUCGCGGUGGCGAGCCUGGCAAACGAAGAUGCGGAGCGCGCUCGGAUUCUCUCCGAAAUCGAGGCGUUCAAAGGCCAGCUGCAGCAGCAGCGCACGAUCAUCCAACAGCAGUUCCUCCAACUCGCCAACCUGGAGGAAGACGAGGCGCGUCGCCUGCAGACCGUUGGCAACGUUACAGCGACUGCCUGGGCAACAGAGAAAGCCGCUCUUGAUGCGACCGACGGGAGCAUGGCGGCGGCCAUGGACACUCUUUGGCUCUGCUUGUGCGGUGCUCUAGUCAUGUUCAUGCAUGCCGGCUUCGCCAUGCUGGAGACCGGAUGCUGUCGCUCCAAGAACGCAUCCAACGUGUUAAUGAAGAACUUGGUCAAUGUUUGCGUAGGCACUCUUGGAUGGUGGAUUCUUGGAUACGCUUUUGCCUAUGGGGGCGGCAUCAACCGCUUCAUUGGCACGACGAACUUCCUGGGUGAGGGUUUCUACACAAAGGAUGCAUCCGGAAACAUCCUGGCCCCAGGUUGUGCCAACAAUGCUUGUCAGAGCACGGCACUUGCGUGGUUUUUUCAGUGGGCAUUUUGCACAGCUGGAGCCACCAUCGUGAGCGGAGCUGUGGCUGAGCGCGUCCAGGGUCCGACAUACGCGAGUUAUGCCUUCGUCAUGACCUCGUUAAUAUACCCUGUGGUCGUGCACUGGGGUUGGAGUGGCAGUGGCUUCCUCGGAGACAUCCUGGAUGUCGGCGUCAUGGAUUUUGCUGGUAGUGGCAUUGUGCACUUGACCGGUGGAGUCAGUGGACUUGCUGGAACCAUCGUGUUGGGGCCACGGAAAGGGCGCUUUGUCAACCCAGAGGAGUUUGAGCCUCACAACCUUCCGCUCGUGGUUUUUGGAACCUUCGCGCUGUGGUUCGGCUGGUAUGGAUUCAACCCGGGUUCAACCCUGGGCAUGUCCGACGGCGACACUGGUGCACUGGCGGCCCAAGUGGCCAUGAACACCACAAUCGCUGCAGCCACAGGCGGCAUCACUGUCUUCCUGCUGCGGUACAUAAUCCUUCGCAAGUAUGAUGUGGGUGGGCUCUGCAACGGCAUCUUGGCAGGGCUUGUUUCCAUCACGGCACCGUGUGGGAACAUUGAAUGUGGCAGUGCAUUCGCCGUCGGCUUUGUCGGUGCCCUUGUCUACCAGGGAUCGUCCAUGCUCCUACAGAAGCUGAAGAUUGACGACCCUGUGGAUGCAAGCCCAGUUCAUGGCUUCUGCGGAAUCUGGGGUGUGCUGGCUGCUGGUUUGUUCGACUGGGGCAAGGGCUUUGAUCACUUCCAUGGCUGGAGCGGUUGGGGUUGCAUGAGGGAUGGUAACGGUGGAUGCCAAACAGGCAUCAACGGUUCAGCCCUCGGCGCACAAGUCAUCCUGAUCCUCAUGGUGAUUGCCUGGGCCGGCACGAUCUCGGCCUUGACCUUUGCCCUUCUCAAGUGGUGGGGGGCUUUGCGGAUUUCUGAGGACACGGAGGACAUGGGCCUGGAUGCCAAGGCGCACUCGCCUCCAAAGGCCUAUGCCUUCUCUGCUUGA
Molecule: messenger RNA, 1606 nt
Organism: Symbiodinium necroappetens
Lineage: Eukaryota; Dinophyceae; Suessiales; Symbiodiniaceae
Source: the annotation of a GenBank genome assembly